Molecule: messenger RNA, 3254 nt
Organism: Schizosaccharomyces cryophilus OY26
Lineage: Eukaryota; Fungi; Ascomycota; Schizosaccharomycetes; Schizosaccharomycetales; Schizosaccharomycetaceae
Product: V-type ATPase V1 subunit H
Exons: 6
Coding region: 151-1488 (445 amino acids)
Biological process (GO): proton transmembrane transport
Cellular component (GO): vacuolar proton-transporting V-type ATPase, V1 domain; fungal-type vacuole membrane
Molecular function (GO): proton-transporting ATPase activity, rotational mechanism
Source: RefSeq, a predicted model, not a curated record
GGAAUUUCUUCUUUAGGCCUAUAUCUUUCCUACAAUUGAACACACAUAUAACUCCGUUGCCGGACAUUUAGACAUCUAACAUUGCAAAUUUUUCUUUUUAGAAUUUCUUAAAAGUUAUUUUGUUGAAAGAAUCAAGAAAUCUGAGAUAGAAUGCCUUCUGAUGACAUUAGUUUCGAUAAUGUCGCCUCUCCUCCUCCGGCUGUAUUGGAUAAUCCCAGAAUCGACAGUAUUGUAGACAAUGCUCGUAGUGCAGCUAUUCCUUGGCAUGGAUAUCAACGAUCAGGCAUUCUGUCAGAGAAUGAAUAUGGAUUAGUCUCAGAUAUAAUUGGAAAACCACUAGAUGUUUUUAAAAGAGUCAUCGAAUCUGAUGUAAAAGUCUAUACUAAUUUGUUCUUAAAGCUAUUUUCGCUUACAAUGAACCCGGACAUAGUGAACUAUGCUUUUGUGAAAGUGGCCGAUGCUUUACUAAAUUCUAAAGAAUUUUCUUAUUUUUUUAUCCCAUUGUUCUUCAAAUUCCUAAAGGAAAAUGAAACUUACUUUGAGAAUUUGGAUACAGAUGGCAAGCUUUUAUUUGCUCAAGUAUUUGCAUUAGCAAACUUAUAUGUGGCUUGUAGCUGUCCCAAAAUGUUUACUGUAUUUUUAGAAUACUUAAGCAAGCUUAUGACGAGCACAGACAAUUAUCUGUGCCUAUUUGCUACUCAAUGCCUUGCUGCUAUGCUGAACUUGAAAGCUCAUCGUUAUGGUGUAUGGGCUGAAGGCUCUUGCCCUUAUCGUCUAGCUGAGAUACUUCGAAGCUCUUCUGCUGAUUCUCAAUUGCAAUACUAUUCCCUUUUCUGUUUUUGGCUACUCACAUUUGAAAGUCCCAUUGCUAAAGAAGCUAACAAGCCUUUUGAUCUUAUUAAGGUAAUGGUUCACAUUGCAAGAUCAGAUACGAAAACAAAGGUUUAUCGCAUGAUUCUCGCUAUAUUUUCUAAUCUUUUACAAAAAGCUCCUAAUGAAAAUAUAUUUACCAUGCUCCUCGAGAAUGUUGAUAAAGCCGUCAAACUACUUCAGCGAAGAAAAUGGGCUGACGAAGAAAUCCUCAGUUAUAUGGACUUUAUUAUUUCCACUUUAGAAGUCAGCUCUCAGCAUUUAUCUACGUUUGAUAUCUACAAGUCUGAAAUUGAAAGCGGCCAGCUCCAUUGGUCACCUUCUCACCGCUCAGAACAAUUUUGGAUAGAGAAUGCCAAGAAACUCAAUUCUGAUAAUUACUCUUUGCUUAAAAAGUUAUUUCAAAAUUUACAAAAUCAUGGCAAUCCCACUUCACUUGCCGUUGCAUGUCAUGAUUUGGGUGCUUACAUAACAUACUACCCUGAAGGCAAGAGUGUCCUUGUGAAGUAUGGCAUGAAGCAACGUAUUAUGGAACUCAUGAGCCAUCCUAAUCCAGAAAUUCGUUUUGAAGCUCUUAAUACAGUUCAGAGAUUAAUGACUGAGGUUUGGAAUAAUUAAUUAUUCUAUUGGUAAAAAAAAAAAGGUCCUUAGCUCAUCUUCCUCGCUAAUUACUUUAUUUUUAUGCCAUCUGAUUUAAUAUACGAUCUAGUUUCUAUCUUUUACCUUUGGUAAUUAAAAAAAUAGGUUAUUUGAUAUAUCAAGUUAUUAUUAAGGACUGUUACUGAUUUUUAUGUAGAGUUAUGCAUUAAUGACUAACGUGCAGAUCAUAUUCACUCUUGAGGAAUGCCUAAGACCCACCCUAGACCACUAGUGAAAGUAUUCGUGACCUUCUUAGUUAUAUCUUCUUCAUCGUUAUCGGAAAAAUCUGGAUUAGGAAGGGCUGUGAGAUUAGAUUCAUUAUAAUUCACGUCAACACCAUCUUCCGUGGGCGAAUCUACUUCGGCAGCAGCAAGAGACCACUCUUUAUCAAAGUCGUCUCCAUGUAACUCUUCAUCAUUAAUCGAUUCGUUAAGUUCUGGAAAGGCAUCAGCACCCAAAUCACUCUCAGUUUCUUCUUUAUCCCUAUUUGAUUCAAAUUCUGUCCAAUAGUUUACAACAUCAUUUAAAAGUUCUUUUGGGGCAUUAGCAAUAGCAAGUUGAAGCAUCUCCAGUCUUAUUUCGCGUGACUGAGGAUCAUUCAAUGGAGUUUUCCCAAUUUUAAAACAGAUCCUGUAGAUUCUUUCCCGCAUACUGUCGCUCAAUUCCGCUAGUGUAACAAGUCUGUCUUCCACUAACUGCUUUGCAGUCAACAUAUCGCUUUUCAGCAAUGCCGCAUCUACACACCUGUUCACAACCUGCUCGGUAAUUUGGCGAAGUUGUGUAAUAACGUCGUUAUAAUUAAAUUCUCCAGAAGCUUUGUACAAUUCAAUCAUAAGCGCCAUUAGCUCAUCGACUUGCUGAUAUGAAUGCGAAUCUUGGGUAAUAAUGUAGGCUAACAGUUUGUUAGGAUCCAAAUUGUCCUCUAUUUGCUUAGGCGACAACGGUUUUCCUUUUUCUAUUAGAAAAUCAAAUUGCUUAAUUAAAUCCACAGAGUUAAUAAGGGCAUAAAGACGACGACGAAUUGUAGUAAGGCUAUCGCAUUCACUAAAAACAUCGAGAACUCUACUUGCAGCAUUGAGUUUUCCGCGAUUCUUGUUCAUACUAGAAGCAGAGUGAAAGUUUUCGUAGAAGCUGGUUUCCAUACAAUUCUGCAAACUAUCCUGAUCAAUAUCAGGUAAAGCCAAUUGAUCCUUCAUCUUGUCCAAAACGCUAAAAUUUGAUACGGAUAAAAUCUUUUUAAGGAAUAAAAGGCUUAUUUCUUUUGAUUCUAUUUUAUUAAAGAAUAGAUCUUGACUCUUAAAAGAAAUGAUGAAAGAAAAGCAUUUAUUCCAAUCAUUAUAAGAAACAGUCUUCGAUUCACCUAGAGAACUAGACAAAUACUUUUGGAGGAAGCUUUCCUGUGAUUGCUUGUCUGAGGCAGAUAUAUUCAGACAAGCUCGUACAUUCGGAAUGGGAAACAUAUUAGCGCUCUUAAGAAUUGGAAUAGCGUCAAUGAUACGAUAUAAUAAAGUAACAGACUCACUAGAGGGAUUAGUCAAGUCAGUACUAUAAGAUAAGAAAAAAUCUAUAGAGUUUUUCACGGGUUCCUUCAAAAGGUUACCAUAAGGGGCAGGCGACAGCUUUAACUUUUCCUGAAUGUUCGCAAGCAUUUCUUUUCCCAAAGAUAAAGUGGUAGUAGUCGUUUCAUUGCAAAUAUAAAGAGAAGAUAAAGCAACUUUCAUCAAUAAUAACCGAAGCGUAAAAUC